Musa acuminata AAA Group (dessert banana) is the source of this 1228-nucleotide messenger RNA. RefSeq lists its product as uncharacterized. Lineage: Eukaryota; Viridiplantae; Streptophyta; Magnoliopsida; Zingiberales; Musaceae. Bases 286 to 1116 code for a protein of 276 amino acids. The record is from RefSeq and is a predicted model, not a curated record. The transcript has 5 exons. Gene Ontology annotation, biological process: regulation of alternative mRNA splicing, via spliceosome.
UGUGGGUUGCUGAGAUCCAAAGAUGCACGCCAAGACCGACUCCGUGGUCACGAGCAUCGCGCCCUCGUCGCCCGCCCGGCCGAUGUACUACGUGCAGAGCCCGUCGCGUGACUCCCAUGACGGCGAAAAGACGGCAACGUCGUUCCACUCCAGCCCCGUCCUCAGCCCGGCCCACUCUCCCUCGGCGUGAACGGCUUUAAAAACCAAAUGCCUGAAAUUAGGGUACUUUUUUGUCCGAGUAGUUAGUCCGAGAAGGGGAAGAAGAAGAGCAUGUGAGCCCGACGGAUGAAGAAGUACGGACUCCAGCUUCGAUUUCCGCCGAAGACCUCGAAGCCAGCUCCUCCUCGCCCUCCCCCUCUUGCCUUCGCUUUCGACGGCGACGACGACGAGGAUGACAUCGAGAGGGAAAUCUCACGACAGGCGUCCAAGAACAAGUCUCUCCAGAAGAUCAAGGAGCAGCACAAAAAGGCAAUGGAAGAGGAUCCCUCAGUCUUCGACUACAACGGGGUUUACGACGAGAUGAAGGGGAAGAUUUUGCGCCCCAAGGUUCAGGAUCGAACGGAGAGAAAGUCAAAGUAUAUAGAAACACUUAUGGAGAAAGCAAAACAACGUGAGGGGGAACAUGAAAUUGUAUAUGAGAGGAAGCUGCUGAAAGAGAGGAGCAAGGAUGAUCACCUUUUUGCAGAUAAGGAAAAGUUUGUAAUCGGUGCCUACAAGAAAAAGAUAGCAGAACAAGAAAAAUGGUUGGACGAAGAGAGGCUGCGCCAAAUUCGUGAAGAAAGAGAUGAUGUAACCAAGAAGAGUGACUUCAGCGAUUUUUACUUUGGGCUCGGUGAGAAUGUAGCUUUUGGUGCUCAGUCAGAAGAUGCCACAAAACGAACAGAACAAAAGCCACCCGGAGGCACUUCAGUGGUACCUGAACAUGGCCCUACUGAGAAGAAUGCACAGACAGAUUAUACUCGGGAUACAGAGAAAGAUGAUACCCAAGCCAAGACUUCUAGUCAUACACAGAACAACUCUAAGCAAGCUGUAGAGUUAACAACAUCAGAUGUUACUAUAAAAGAUUACGAUGAUGGUGAUAAAUUGGCAGUUGUGGAUCAAUCAACUGAACGUUAAACGAGAGGUGAUGACGCAUUGGCUUCAGCAAGAGAGCGUUUUUCUAACUCGAAAGAGAGCAAGACAGCAGUUGGAAAGCAAUUGUUUCAUCUCUAUUUAGCACUUUUAUCUG